AUGGAAACACUCGACUUAAGUUGCAAUGAUCAGCUGAAUGGUUAUUUUUCAAAGAUCAAAUGGAAUAGCAGUGCAUCUCUCAAGCAUUUGGAUCUCGUAGGAGUAAAUUUUUCUGGUAAUUACCUGCUUGAAUCUCUUGGCUAUUUAACUUCGUUGCAGAGAUUGAUCAGCAAAGCAGCUGCAGACUUUGGAUCCUUCCAAAUAUCAAGAUUCAACGAAGAAUUCCUGAUUGGCUAUUUUUUAAAUCUCUCCCGCAAUCAUCUUGAAAGAUGCAUUCCAAAACGGCCUCAAUUUGCUACAUAUGAGAACAAUUCAUAUGAAGGCAAUGAUGGAUUGCGUGGAUUUCUAGUUUCGGGAGGUUGUGGAAGUAACUUGAUACCAAAGAAAAACAACAAAACUUUUGUGCCGAAUGAAGAAGGUGAUUCUACAUUUCUAAAUGAGCUGUGUUGGGAAGUGGUUCUGAUGAGAUAUGGUUGUGGACUGAUUAUUGGAUUCUCCAUAGCAUACGUCAUGCUUUCUUAUCAAAAACCAAAUUGGCUUUCUAGGAUAGCUGAAGAGUUAGAAUACAUAAUUAGUAUGAGAAAUCGAAAGAAGCCGCGAGAAUAG
This is a messenger RNA of Capsicum annuum, 606 nucleotides long. RefSeq names its product receptor-like protein Cf-9 homolog. The coding region runs from base 1 to 606 and encodes 201 amino acids. The record is from RefSeq and is a predicted model, not a curated record. Lineage: Eukaryota; Viridiplantae; Streptophyta; Magnoliopsida; Solanales; Solanaceae. The transcript is spliced from 3 exons.